Molecule: messenger RNA, 450 nt
Organism: Heterobasidion irregulare TC 32-1
Lineage: Eukaryota; Fungi; Basidiomycota; Agaricomycetes; Russulales; Bondarzewiaceae
Exons: 2
Coding region: 1-450 (149 amino acids)
Source: RefSeq, a predicted model, not a curated record
AUGGCUACUGUCACCUUUGCCAAUGCGCCCUCUCCAUCAGCUACUAUCUCGUGUGGCUCAUGUACCCCCUCCUCGCUACCACUACCUUCCAUGCACUUCGCGAUCGCACAGAUCCAGGAUAGUGUCUGUUUGAUCCAGCUGUCACCUACAGUGCCUGGGACAACGUCCUCGGCUCUGACUGCAGUCGAAGUCCAGAUCUACCGCCACGAAUUUAUUACCAUCUUCCGCUAUUCCCAUUCAGCGACAAUUCACCCCUCUGACAUCCACAUCAUCGAGUCGCUGGACGAGCGUAGCGUGCUGAACGAGGAGGAGAACGGCACAGUGUUCUUGGCGCGAGACGUUAUGGGGCGUUUGAGUAGCAUGACAGACCGAAGACGGUCGGCAAUGCUUCCGAUAAAAAGCUCUAGCGCUUAUUAUGGGCGGCCGAGUCGGAAGCAAUACCAUCCAUGA